This is a messenger RNA of Hirsutella rhossiliensis, 948 nucleotides long. RefSeq lists its product as uncharacterized. The transcript has a single exon. The record is from RefSeq and is a predicted model, not a curated record. Lineage: Eukaryota; Fungi; Ascomycota; Sordariomycetes; Hypocreales; Ophiocordycipitaceae. The coding region runs from base 1 to 948 and encodes 315 amino acids.
AUGGCAGCCGCAUCGACAUCUGUCGAGAGCGCAAACCCCAUCUCGGAUGGCUGGUUCAGCGAGCAGUUCGAUCGUCACGGCGGAAACAACGAAAUUCUCCUGUCUUGUUUGAAAGAGGAAAUCGCCGUUCUCGAGGCGUAUUAUCAAGGAAAGACGAGCACCGGCGAUGCAGCCUCGGCAAUCACGCGUCCCAUCUCAAACUCUCCCGCCCCAGCCCUCGGGGGCUACUCCGACGAAAUAGUCGGCCUCUGCCAGCUAUGGAGAGUGUUCACCGACGCCCUCGCAGACUGGCCAUCAGACCGCUUUGCCGACCUUGUCGAGCUUCUCAAGGCUAUUUCCGAGAUCCCAGAUAGCAUCCACCGCGGGGAAGCCUUGGAUGACGACGGCAAGGAAUCGUUGACCUGGAAUCGACUCCCCUACUUUUCCAUGGUUUGGUUUGACAAAUACUGGGAGGAGCCGCGAGAUAUCGUCGAAAAGUGUUCCACCGACGAGGACAAAGCUCGUGCAAAGGAAGCCUACGUAACGCAACAAGACUCGACCGCUCGGCUCGUGGCAGCUGGAAUUCUGCAGCGCCGUAAGGCCUUUGAGUACAUGACCCGGGCAUUGUGGGCAGAAUCAGAGCCGAAAGGUGACUCUGACAACUGGAGCGACCGCUCGGCAAUGCGUCAAUGGAUACUCAGCUUCUAUAUCUCAGCUGUGGCUGCAUGGAUGGAACGGACCGGGCACAGUGUCUAUCUCGAUCUGCAAAGUAUCGACAUACAGAAUCGGCCACCACCAGCUGCUCCAUCUGGCGCCACCAAGUAUUCGGAUCGUUCUAGAGAGGAUUGGUCGUCUUGGAAGAAGCGGCUGCUUGAUGUGGCUCAGAAUGAGUCCGACGAGGCCACGAAAAAGGCUGUCACAGCUGCCAUGGAGACAAUGGAGGCUGUUGAAAAAGCGGCAGAAAAAUGA